UUUUCUAUUUCUUUCUCCAACAAAUCAACAAUUAAUACUCCACUACGGUCGCUCUUCUCCCCUCCUCUCAAUUUGCGCUCGUGCUCUGCUUCUUCGGCUCCAAGGAGCGGCGACCAUUGCUCGUAAAGACGACCUCUCCUCGUGCCUUUUCCAAAUCAGGCUUGUUCUUGAUGCGGUCUGCGAUCCGAUUCUUGUGGCUUCCAUUCACUCUCUUGGGAUUCUUUUACCAUUUCGUGGACUCUUUUGUUUCUUCUCGUUUUCUCCCCCCGUUAAUUGGAGCAGCGACGGCUUGCUCCUCUUCGUGUAACGAGAUUUAGUUUCCUUCGGGUGAGUGUUUAUUGUUCGAUGGGAGCUUCGAUUUGGAUUCUUGCUUGGUCUCUUGGUUUCUGCUCGUUUUGUUUGGGGACUGUGCGCUGAGGGGGGUAUGGGACAUGAUUCUUGCACCUGCACCUGUCCUUCCGUUGAUUCCUUCCUGGAUGGCUGGAUAACUGUCAUCAUGAGGAUGGUGUGAGGCGAUCUUUGGGAUGUGUUCUCCUGGGCGUUCAGUGCAAUCGAAUGCUCAAUUGAUGGCGAUGGAGGGACCUGUUUUCUGCCGUCCUGCAAUGCAAGCGAAACUGCCUGCUGCUGCGCUGAUCAACAACUCCCUGACCAAAUCCGGGCAGCUUGGGACUGCAUUGUUUGGUGCCAUUUCAAAAUACAGAAACAUUUCAAGAUUCAUUUCUCCCAUCUCUCAAACAUCUACGAAGAACAUAGGUCCAUGCUGUAGCUUCAGCUCGUCUUCUGAUGGUAAUGGAUACAUGGCUGGAAACUCUAGCGAGAGUGAUGAAGACUAUGUUAAUUCUACUGUGCUAGAAGCAGUUGAGGUGAGAAGUGGAUCAGAAGGAUAUGUGAUAAAGAUGCGAGAUGGAAAGAACUUGCGUUGUGUCCAUAGUAAUUUUCAAGGGAGAAAUAUUCCAGAGAAUACACCACAACCUGCUAUUGUUUUGAGGAUUGAAGAUGGAAGCGGAACUUUACUCCCGAUCAUUGUUUUGGAGAUGCCAAGCGUUCUUCUGAUGGCAGCUAUUCGUAAUGUCCACAUUGCACGACCGACCAUAUAUCAAGUUGUCAAGGAAAUGAUUGAUAAAAUGGGUUAUGAGGUAAAACUUGUUAGGGUAAACAAAAGAAUUCAAGAAGCCUACUGUGCUGAACUUUAUUUAACAAAGGUCAAUGAUCCUACAGACAACAUCACCUUCGAUCUUCGGCCUUCAGAUGCCAUAAACAUUGCUGUUCGUUGCAAGGUUCCUGUACAAGUCCAUAGAAGUCUUGCAUACAGUGAUGGGAUUAGACCAGUCGAGCCAGCAAGAAUGGCAGUAACAGCUGGCCUAUCAGAUGGGUUGUUAUUUACAGAGCUUGACAGACCUGAUGGACAGCCAUGUGUGGAGGCUCAAGAGUUUGGACUGGUGAGGAACAUGCUCAUUGCAGCUAUCGAAGAGAGAUACAAGGAUGCUGCAUCAUGGAAGGACAAACUGAUUCGGCUCAGGUCUAAGCGGGAGAACUGGGCCUGAGAGCGUCGCAUGUCUGGAUGGUGUAAAUAAAGAUGACGCUCAGCUGAAUUCCAGUAUGCACUCCAGACAAUUGAUACUGUUUAUGGCUCUAUGUAACUAGCUGUACAUAUUGUAACUAGCUGUACAUAUUGUACGUACUAUGCUCAGGUCUCAGCUAAAUUCAGACUAAGAUUUGAAGUGAAAAACUAAUCCUUUUGUAAUCUUGGCCGUAUUAAUUUGUAUGUUAGUCUGUUAGGUUGAAUGUUUGGCAUGAA
Zea mays is the source of this 1798-nucleotide messenger RNA. RefSeq names its product wound responsive protein. The record is from RefSeq and is a predicted model, not a curated record. The transcript is spliced from 11 exons. Gene Ontology annotation, molecular function: nuclease activity. Gene Ontology annotation, biological process: protein ubiquitination. NCBI's taxonomy places the organism in Eukaryota, Viridiplantae, Streptophyta, Magnoliopsida, Poales, Poaceae. Gene Ontology annotation, cellular component: VCB complex; nucleus. Bases 525 to 1544 code for a protein of 339 amino acids.